This is a messenger RNA of Glycine soja, 2201 nucleotides long. Its product is annotated as WRKY transcription factor 1-like. The coding region runs from base 374 to 1897 and encodes 507 amino acids. The transcript is spliced from 5 exons. Gene Ontology annotation, molecular function: DNA-binding transcription factor activity; sequence-specific DNA binding. NCBI's taxonomy places the organism in Eukaryota, Viridiplantae, Streptophyta, Magnoliopsida, Fabales, Fabaceae. The record is from RefSeq and is a predicted model, not a curated record. Gene Ontology annotation, biological process: regulation of DNA-templated transcription.
CGUGUGUGUUUGUGUCAGCGUGUCACUUUAAAAUUAAUAACUUACGAGAGAGAAAGAGUGGACUUUUGUUGCCCCUUUGCCUUGAUUUUUUGGUCAAAUAAAUAAGGAUGUUACACUGGACUCUCUCCCAUUGCUUCCUUCCACCCAAACCCACAACAACAUAGACGACAUCUUCUGCAACACAACAACUAAACAUUGUUUUGUUUACUCAACUCGCACUUUCCCUUCUCCAAUUUCGAGGUCUCAAUUCCGGCUUUGAACAGCCACAAGCACGCAUUGUUUGUUCAAGGUUCAAGCCAUCAUUCAAGACAUUCAUGGAAGUAGUUAAUGAAACUAGACCUGUUUUCAUCUGAUAUACUUAAAAAGGGUUCACAUGGUUUCUUCAGACAAAAGUGCGGAUCAAAAUAUCCCUUCUGAUAAAUUGCAGCAGAGAGUGAGUCUUGAUAGUGAUACUACAUUGUCACAAGGUCAUGAUACUAAAAAUGAUCUGUCCAAACCAGAGGAAGCAAGUAUUCUUUCUAUUGUAGUUAAAAAUGAAGAAGGGAAGGAUUCUGAUGCUAUUGCUUGUGCCUUGGAAUCAGAUCAAGAAGGAAGCACAUGCUCUUUACCACUUGAGAAACCUUUGCAGAACCCUGAUACUCUUUCGCAUGAGUUGCCUCGAUUGCAGUCCAGUCAGGAAUUUCCCUCUAUAAUACGCGAAAAGGUAUCAAAAGAUGGCUAUAACUGGCGAAAAUAUGGUCAGAAACAUGUUAAGGGGAAUGAAUUUAUAAGGAGCUAUUACAAGUGCACACAUCCAAACUGCCUGGCAAAAAAGCAAUUGCAGCAGUCAAAUAAUGGGCAUAUCACAGAUUCCAUUUGUAUCGGUCAGCAUAAUCAUCCUAGACCUCAAUUGAACUCCACAGUAUCAGUUGAGUGUGUUCUGCCUGUUGUUGAACAAGCACCACACAAAUCCUCUUUAGCCACUGUGGAAGACAAAGCAUCCGUUGAGCAUGGAUGUAUGCCUCAACAGAUCCAGCCUUUACAAUCCUUUCCGCCUGCAAAAGUUUCCCCAGUUAAUAAGUUGAAUGCUUCACAUUUAUCAUUGACUAAGGCAAAGAACCAGGUUCAUGACAACGAGGAACCCGAGUCAAAGCGGCUGAAGAAAGACAAUACUAAUCCUGAUGUCACUAGAGUUGACAUGUCAACUCGUGAAUCUCGUGUUGUUGUUCAAACUUCAAGUGAGGUUGAUUUGGUAAAUGAUGGGUAUCGCUGGAGGAAAUAUGGGCAGAAGCUAGUUAAAGGGAAUACAAACCCAAGAAGUUAUUAUCGAUGCUCGAAUCCUGGAUGCCCUGUCAAAAAGCAUGUGGAAAGGGCCUCUCAUGAUUCAAAAGUUGUAAUAACUACCUAUGAGGGACAGCAUGAUCAUGAAAUCCCCCCUGGAAGGACCGUCACUCAGAAUGCAGCUACAAAUGCUCGCACAACGGCCAGUAAUGGCAAGGCUGGAACCAAAUCUGAGGGUAAUAUUACUGAUGAUACAGGGGAACGAAGCGGCUUGGGCUCAGCAAGCAGAUUAACAGAGCAACUAAAUGGCGAGUCAAUUACUAAGUCAAAGGCUGGUGAUAUGGUUGAGUUUUGUGUGAUCAGCCUUUCUAAUGAGGGUCCUGAAAUUAAAUUAAGUGAGCAACAACAACAAAAAGAUAAUUCAGCUACUAAAGACGAUUCUGUCAGCAAUGAUGUUAUAAGCCAUUCAAGUUCUGGAGUUCUGUGUAGAUCAAAUGAACAGCUGAAAGGUGAGGUAAAACCUAUAUCAGAAGGAAGUAAGGAUUGCCUUAAUGUGGUUGCCGUGCAUGAUACUCGUAGUACAGAAAGUGAAUUUAACAAGCAAUCAACAGCUGAUGCAGAACCCGUCCAAAGCUAAAUUUGCAAUAUUUUUCAAAGGUGCUGCUAGUUACAGAAGAGUAUAAAUAUUUGACAAUGACACAGGCUUUACAGAUAUACUGUGUGAUUAUAAUUCCUAUUUCUACUCUAACCGUCACUUUACUCUUCUAGCUCUCUCCUUGUCUUUGAGCAGGUUGACUAAAUAUGCAAAUUACAAUUAAUACUACAUUGGAUAUCAUAACUUGUAUACCAUUAUUAUUUGAGUUAAAUAAGAUUUACAUUUUCGUACACUUGUAUAAAAAAUUCUAGUGUAUUAUUGAACUUACUCAGUUAUUUGCAUGUAA